AUGACAGCAUGGCAGACCACAUACAAUAUCUCCGAGCCAUCAUUUCUGAGCACCUACGAGACGUUCGUUACUGAGCUCCGUGUCUUCUAUCCCACUCAACCGUUCUUCAUCUUCACUCCCUGGGGAUGGCCAGCGGCCGACGGUACCGUCAGCUACUACUACACCUCGCCUUCCCCAUACGCCCAACUCGUCCAGAACCGGAAUGACAUGGGCGACUACAACAUCUUCCUCGUGAACACGACCGGAUGGGUAUCCUGGGCUGAUGUUUUCCCGACGAAUCAGCAUCCCACCGAGGAAGGACACGUCAAAGUUGCGGCUCAGUUCACAACCUGGCUGACGGAAUGGGGCUUGUCACCCCUCUCAUCAGGCAUCGUUGAUCUUCACCUCUUGAUCGUCAUGUUUGUCACCGUCAUCGCAGCCUCGAUCGCACUCACGUUCACCCGCAUGGUCCUUGCCCAGGCCGGCGUGUCGUGCAUCACGUACGGCGCCACGUCUUGUCCUUAUGCAGGGGCUACAACAACCGACCUUCUGAACCUCAUAUCCGAAUUCUGCGGUGACAAUGGUGGCUGGCCCUAUUACCAAUAUACCGGAGAGCUCGAUAUCUCGUUCCCGUACCAGGGCUAUUAUUCGGUCACGAGCAAUGGCCCGGGAUACUUCGAUCAAGACACUUGCAACACUGCGCUGAACCACAUCGUCACCGAAUGUGACUCGCCCGGCACCUUCUGGGUGCAAGGCGAGUACCAAGACCCUGCUACCGGCAUAUGGUUCUCAGUCAUUCCUUGCCAGUUGGCUUAGGGUCUGCGCUGGAUGUUUUGUAACGGAGCGCCCAAGUAGUUAAGAACUCAAGCGCACUGCGCUUGUCAGCGUCGUUUCGCGAGAUCAGCGCGAUCGAGUCCAAU
Dacryopinax primogenitus is the source of this 899-nucleotide messenger RNA. RefSeq lists its product as uncharacterized. The record is from RefSeq and is a predicted model, not a curated record. Bases 1 to 795 code for a protein of 264 amino acids. The transcript has 5 exons. NCBI's taxonomy places the organism in Eukaryota, Fungi, Basidiomycota, Dacrymycetes, Dacrymycetales, Dacrymycetaceae.